Sorex fumeus (smoky shrew) is the source of this 3492-nucleotide messenger RNA. It is a transcript of the gene TPP1, whose product is annotated as tripeptidyl peptidase 1. Gene Ontology annotation, biological process: proteolysis; central nervous system development. The record is from RefSeq and is a predicted model, not a curated record. Gene Ontology annotation, molecular function: tripeptidyl-peptidase activity; serine-type endopeptidase activity. NCBI's taxonomy places the organism in Eukaryota, Metazoa, Chordata, Mammalia, Eulipotyphla, Soricidae. The transcript is spliced from 13 exons. Bases 24 to 1742 code for a protein of 572 amino acids.
GGAGGCACCUCGUGAUCGGUCACAUGACGACUGAGCUGCAGAGAGGAGGAAUGAGUCUCGGAGCGUGUUUUCUAGGGCUCCUCGCCCUCGUGGUCGCCAGCAAAUGCAGUUACAGCCCGGAGCCUGACCAGAGGUGGAUGAUCCCCCCAGGCUGGGUGCAUUUGGGUCGUGCAGCUCCGGAGGAAGAGCUGAGUCUCACCUUUGCCUUGAGACAACAGAACCUGGAAAGACUCACCCAGCUGGUGCAGGCAGUCUCGGACCCUGGAUCCCCUCAAUACGGAAAAUACCUGACCCUGGAGGAUGUGACUGAGCUAGUGCGGCCAUCGCCGUUGACCCUCCGCACGGUCCAAAAAUGGCUCUUGGCAGCUGGAGCUCGAAAUUGCCAUUCAGUGACCACGCAGGACUUUCUGACUUGCCGGCUGAGUGUUCGAGAGGCAGAGUGGCUGCUUUCUGGGGCUGAAUUUCACCACUAUGUGGGAGGCCCUGCAGAGACUCACGCUGUAAGAUCCGCUCGUCCCUACCAGCUCCCGAAGGCCUUGAGGCCCCAUGUGGACUUUGUGGGAGGUUUGCAUCGCUUCCCCCCCAUAUCAUCGCUGAAGCAACGCCCUGAGCCACAGGUGGCAGGGACUUUUGGUUUCCAUCUGGGUGUCACUCCGUCUGUGAUUCGAGAGCGAUACAACUUGACAGCACAAGACGUGGGCUCUGGCACAACCAACAACAGUCAGGCCUGUGCCCAGUUCCUGGAACAGUAUUUCCAUGAAUCGGACCUGGCUGAGUUCAUGCGCCUCUUCGGUGGGAAAUUUGAACACCAGGCCUCUGUAGCCCGUGUGGUCGGGAAACAGGGCCGGGGCCGUGCUGGGAUCGAGGCCAGUCUGGAUGUGGAGUACCUGAUGAGUGCCGGGGCUAACAUCUCUACCUGGGUCUACAGUAGCCCUGGCCGCCAUGAGUCACAGGAGCCCUUCCUGCAAUGGCUCCUGCUGCUCAGCAAUGAGACCAUCCUGCCACAUGUGCACACCAUUAGUUAUGGCGACGAUGAGGACUCCCUCAGCAGCGCCUACAUCCAGCGCGUCAACACCGAGUUCCAGAAGGCUGCUGCUCGGGGCCUUACCCUGCUCUUUGCCUCAGGUGACAGCGGAGCUGGGUGUUGGUCUGUCUCUGGAAGACACCAGUUCCGUCCAUCCUUUCCUGCUUCCAGCCCCUAUGUCACCACAGUGGGAGGCACAUCCUUCCAGAAUCCUUUUCGAGUCACAAAUGAGGUGGUUGACUAUAUCAGCGGUGGUGGCUUCAGCAAUGUGUUCCCACGUCCUUCAUAUCAGGAGGAAGCUGUAAAUAAGUUCCUGAGUACCAGCCUCCAGUUGCCACCAUCUAGUUACUUCAAUGCCAGCGGCCGUGCUUACCCAGAUGUGGCAGCGCUCUCUGAUGGCUACUGGGUGGUCAGCAACGGUGUGCCCAUUCCAUGGGUAUCUGGCACCUCGGCCUCUACGCCAGUGUUUGGCGGACUGCUGUCCCUGAUAAAUGAACACCGACUCCUCAGUGGCCGCCGCCCUCUUGGCUUUCUCAACCCCAGGCUAUACCAGCAGCAUGGAGAAGGACUGUUUGAUGUAACGCAUGGGUGCCAUGAAUCCUGUCUGAAUGAAGAGGUGCAGGGUGAAGGUUUCUGCUCUGGUCCUGGGUGGGAUCCUGUGACAGGCUGGGGAACACCCAACUUCCCAGCUCUGCUGAAGUCACUGGUCAACCCUUGAUCCUGUCCUGAUGGGAGAAUGAGCCUGUUCCUGUCCCACAACUGGUGACUUUAAUCUGCACUGAUAGAAGCCCUACAGAUCCUCAAUGUCCACUGCUGCCGAUAGCUUCUACCCCUGACCCGGAAAUGCUGUGAAGUUGGCAUGACUCCCAAUCCUUUGCUCCACCACAUACUCUCUUCUCCCUACAUCUGUCUCAUCUUCCUCAGCAGCUGCUAUAACCAGUAUUGUUUGAGGACCCCCUUCCUCCCUGCCCUCUCCCUCAUUUAUUCUCUUUUCAACCAGGCUUUCCCAAUGGGUUGUCUAUAAUGUCUGUGUGUACUGUUUCACCUCAUUUCUGCUCCUUAAUGCAUUGCAUUGAUACCUCUGUUUUCACUUGCCCCAUCUCUCUGUUCUCUGUCACCAGGACACAUUUCCAAUCAUUGCUUUAUGGGCUCUGUCAGUUUCCUACAGCUCUCUCCUUCCUUACUUUCUAAGGCUUAUCUUCCCCUUUAAAUUCUCCUCAUCCCUACCCUCCUUAAAUUCCCCUCUUCUCUUCUCUCUCUGCUUCGUCAAUGAAUCUUGGUAUUCUAUCCUUAGUCACUUUCUCCUCCUCAUUCUACGCCUCUCCCUCCAAUCAACUAAUUGCUGGCAUCCACCAGCCAUCACCACCUCACUAAUUCAGGCUAAUAGUGAUUAAUAAUUGAAAUGCAAGAUGUGUGAUGCUCAGCACUUCUCUCUCAUUUCCUUUUUUUAUGGUGGGGGAGACAGUGCCAAGAAGAAAAUCCAGGGCCUUACACAUGCAAGGCAAAUGCUCUACCACUGACUUUUUACGUCUUCAUCCUCAGCACUUCUCCUAACUUCAAAGGAUUAUUUUUCUCUUCUUCUUGGUGAAUGAUAGUGCUGCUUCUAAUCAAGCCAGAUACCCACCCCCAACCCCUGUUGUUAAUCAGCAAGUCCUACUAGUUUUACUUUUUACUUGUCUUCACCCACAAGUCCUACAUAGACCUAGAGCUUACCUACUUUUCUCCAUCUCUAAUGCUACCUUUUCUCUCCUAUUGAAGGCCUUUGCAAAAAGUCUUCUAACUUCCUAUCCUUCCCUAGUCUUUCGUAAUAAAAUGCAAAUGCUAGUCGGUAAUUUGUUUAUGACCCUCCAAAGCUAAGAUUAUUGAUAAAAUUCUGGAUUUUUAUCAUGACUCAUAGCCUGAUCCCUUCCUUGCUAUUUGUUCUGAAGUAACCGCCUACUCUCUGCUUCCUCUCAACCUACAUUUCAUUUUGCUCAAUAGGCGCCCCCUUAACACAGGUGUUGACCCCAGUGCCUGAUUACUAGUGUUCAGGUGUGUAGUAGACCACAGCUCCUUUUGUGAAUCUCUUAGUUUCCUGAAAAUACUAGAACUCGGAAGCAAAUCUAUUUGAUUUUUGGUUUUGCUAGACUAAGAAAGAGUCUGGGCAAGUAAGCUUCUUGAACUUCAUCUUUUACUUUGCCUCACAGCAGUCAAGGAAUGAUAAAAUUAAAUUGACAAGAGUGCUUGACAACCCAAGUAGAUGAAAGAUAUUAGUUUCUGUCUUUGCACUGACACUGUCUUCCCUUGCACUGAUGUCUACCUCUAGUUGUGUUAACGUGGUAUUAAAAUAGCCAGUUUACCUGUUUACCUCCCUUUCCAAGACCAUUGGUGCCUAGAGGACUGGAUUCUGCCCUACUAAACUUUGUAUUUCCAGGCCCUAACCUAGAUUGGCAAAAAAGGAAUUAAAUGUUUGCUGUAGUGAAUAUCCC